CGUUGAGCAGGAGGAAGCCUCACUAACACAUGUUCUUCUCUGCCUCAUUCGUGUUAAAGAGGCGUGUCAGCGUCUUUAAGAGCCCGCGGUCGAUGGUUAACUCAUAGAAACCUGGAAUAAUGAUCCUCCUAACGCUGCCACAGGGAUUAUGAUCCUCUAAAGGACAGAGAGAAGACUUCAGCAGGAUGCUGAGCUUCAGGCUCAUUUACAUUUUCUCCUAUAACCUGUUCCAGUUCUGUGGACACACCUGGAUCCUGGCCAACACCAUCGCCAGGUUUUUCACCUUUGGAAAAGAUGCCUUAGCAGACACGUUUUACUCGGUGGGCUUCGUGAUGAGUCUGUGCCAGCUGCUCUCCAUCCUCGAGCUCUUCCACAUUGCAGACGGCAUCGAGAAAGCCCGGCUCUUUCCUCGUUUUGUUCAGGUGGUGGAGAAGAACCUCCUCCUCAUUAUGGUCAUCAUGUUAGAGGAGAUCCAGAGUAAACCCGUCAUCUGUGUUCAGCUCUUCUUGUGGAACAUUUUAGAUUUAUUACGGUACCCUCAUGAGCUGCUGUGUUUGAUGGAAAAACCCUCUAUCACCAUGCUGUGGACUCGCUAUACUCUCUGGAUCCCCGUCUACAUCCUGUCAGCAGCCACUGAAGGUGUGACUAUUUACCAGGCCCUACCAUAUGUUGAGCCUAAAACACCAAAAUCACCAUCUUUAAAUUCAACAGUGACGACACACCUUCACCUGCCUUUCAUCCUCAUGGUCUACCUGCCUGUCCUCAUCCUCGGAGCGUCUGUGGCGGUGUGGCAGCUGUUGAAGGAGAGAAAACACCACCUGGACAAGUGGAACAAGAAGAUGAAGAAGAAAUAACAGCUGAAGAACAAAGACUGAACGUUUGGAACAGAAACUUUCUGACAUUCACAUUUUUCAAAGACAGCAGGGCAUUUGUUGAGUUUGAUUCAAUGAGGAAGUGUGAUUGCUCAGAGAUCUUAAACAGACAAAACCAGAACCAUAAAUCCUCCUUUUCAUCAGUUUUUAAUGUUGGUUCAUGUGGUUGUGAGAGAAAACAUUCCUCUUGUUUAUGAUAUUCUAUGUUUAAGUCCGUGAUGCUGCAGUGAUUCAGAUCCAGCUCUACAUUUAUGUCAGUUAAGGCAAAGAUUCAGUCUGGGUGUGUGAAAGCUCCCACCAUGUUUCUGUAAAGAUCCUGUAUGUUUGAUGACUUAGAAACUGUCUCUUUUGGCUCCUCUGGGCUACCAUCCGUAUGCUCUGGUCCACACGGCCUUCUUCUUAAACUCAGCGGAGGACUUCAGGGCCAACAGAGAGGCUGAAAAAUGAAACAAAAAGACAAUUUUUACUCACGUGAGGAGUUGAUGUUCCUGUUGUUUUCAGUGAUUUUAUAACAUAAAAGUAAUAUGACAAAAA
This is a messenger RNA of Cheilinus undulatus (humphead wrasse), 1406 nucleotides long. RefSeq names its product 3-hydroxyacyl-CoA dehydratase 4 (gene hacd4). Gene Ontology annotation, molecular function: 3-hydroxyacyl-CoA dehydratase activity. Gene Ontology annotation, biological process: sphingolipid biosynthetic process; fatty acid elongation; very long-chain fatty acid biosynthetic process. The record is from RefSeq and is a predicted model, not a curated record. Gene Ontology annotation, cellular component: endoplasmic reticulum membrane. Lineage: Eukaryota; Metazoa; Chordata; Actinopteri; Labriformes; Labridae. The transcript is spliced from 7 exons. The coding region runs from base 186 to 854 and encodes 222 amino acids.